This is a messenger RNA of Huiozyma naganishii CBS 8797, 1443 nucleotides long. It is a transcript of the gene RGL1, whose product is annotated as Rgl1p. The record is from RefSeq and is a predicted model, not a curated record. Gene Ontology annotation, biological process: division septum assembly. The transcript has a single exon. Lineage: Eukaryota; Fungi; Ascomycota; Saccharomycetes; Saccharomycetales; Saccharomycetaceae. Gene Ontology annotation, cellular component: division septum. Bases 1 to 1443 code for a protein of 480 amino acids.
AUGGCAGCAACGCCCGUGAUAUCUUUGAAACCGAGCUAUAAUUCCGUGGUGAGGGGUUGUCCAGGGUUACCGGAUACGUUGCCCAGGGUAGAAUGUCAGGUACAAGUGAGAUCGGGCAAUGGGGAACCCUUCCAGUUGGAUAAAAUGGAGAUCAGGUUUUUCACCGUCGAGAGUCUGCACGGGAAGAACCGAACACAUAGACCCAAUUCGCAUCUGGGGGUUGAUUCGACGAUGGGGCGCGACACGGAGGAGUCUCUGAUUUCUGGACUGGCCAAGAGGAGGAAGAAUAAAUUGGAUCACAUCACGGUACACUACCAGAAGACGAUAUCGUUGAAGAAGGACUCAACACAGAAACAGAAGCCGUUGCUUGCGGUGGACAUGCCGUUGACCAUCGCGCUGCCGGACGACAUCAAGGAGACGAACUAUAACACGACUUUUGGCUCCUGCUACCACAUGCUAGACUGCACCGUGUACUACAAUGGCAAACACAGCAAGAACUUCAAACACGUUAUCAAUGUGGAACGGUACACGUAUUUGCCCAACCCGAAACUGUUUGCACCCUUGGAGAGGACGAGUCUCUCUGCGGAUGGGAAAUUCAAAGUGUCAUACAAAGUGGAGAACCCUUGUGUCUCCUCAGAGGACCUGUUGAAACUGACUGUGACGUUCAGACCGAACCUUCUAGGGGAUUUUGGUACUGGGAACCAGUCACCAACGAAGAAAGGGUUGCUGUUCAACAAGAGGAUCAAGUUGAAACACAUCGACUUCCAAUUGAGGGAGGUCUUGGAGAUCAACGAUGCUUCGAAGAUGAAUUUCACUGCAACGGACUCCUUUGAGAACGUUUUACAUACACAAAUCGAGAAAUUGAACCAGAUCGUGUCGAUGAACGACAUAAAAGUCGUUGCAAACGUACGGAUCUUGACUCGAGACAGGUACUUCCAGAACUUUGAGAGCACCUUCCACGAGCCCGCGUUCGUGUACAAGCUUGGCGAUGGCGUCCCACAGGACGCAACAACAACACCGCGCGAGAUCAAGACCGUACUCUUGCAAAACAAGAACAAUAACGUUCCUCUCCAGUACCACACGUCCAUCACAACUUUCGGACGGCAGUUCAACAUCACACACAAUUUGCACGUUGGUUUCAAGAUCAGUAACGGGAAGGACUUCGCGCAUCGGCUCAAUGUGACCGUGACCCCCUGGACAGCCCCGCAGUUGAGGGACAUUGCACAGCUGAUAUCACAGGAGCGCGAAACGGCAGCGUACGCCAAGCGAUUCUACAAGAGUUUUGGCGGCAUAGUCAUACGGAAGUCGCAGGGGGAUUACUACCUGGAGUACCCAGUGCUUCCACCCAUGGUGUCCCACCACGAUGAGUCGACCAUGGAACAGUUUUGUAUCAAGUACGACACGAACCAUACAAUCCCAAGAAGGGUCCCCAUAAUAGAGUAA